CAGAAUGCACCGCGGUUGUCAUACAGUCGUGUGCUACUAGUGAGUGGCGAAGAGCCGACUGAGAGACGGGCUGGCUUGCUCUCUUUCAGUGCUUCAGUCAUGGACCAAGACAACAAUUCAGAGGAUGAAUCAGUUGGACCAUCAGAGGAUCCUUCAGAAGAGGAGCUACCAUGCCUCCCUCCAGGGCUCUCGGAUGCAGAGGCGAUGGAACUGCUGUGGCAGGUGCGAGCCCAGCGCCGCCAGUCGUCUCCUGACCUCCCGGAGACGGUCACCCGUCUGACUGCCCCUGACGGCAGCCUCCUGUACCUGGUGGGAACCGCCCACUUCAGUGACAGUAGCAAAAAGGAUGUGGCCACGACGAUCCGCGCGGUGCAGCCAGACGUAGUGGUGGUGGAGCUGUGCCAGUACAGGGUGUCUAUGCUGAAGAUGGACGAGAAUACACUGCUGAAGGAAGCCAAGGACAUCAACCUGGACAAGGUUCAGCAGGCCAUUAAACAGAAUGGGGUCAUGUCUGGCCUGAUGCAGAUUCUCCUGCUGAAGGUUUCGGCUCACAUCACAGAGCAGCUGGGCAUGGCUCCUGGAGGAGAAUUCAGGGAGGCUUUCAAAGAGGCUGGGCGAGUACCUUUCUGCAAGUUCCACUUAGGGGACCGGCCCAUCCCUGUGACUUUCAAAAGGGCCAUUGCUGCUCUCAGCCUGUGGCAGAAGGCCCGUCUGGCCUGGGGUCUCUGCUUCCUGUCUGACCCCAUCAGUAAGGAGGACGUAGAGAAAUGCAAACAGAAGGACCUGCUGGAGCAGACCAUGUCAGAGAUGAUUGGCGAGUUUCCUGCUCUCCACCAGACCAUUGUAGCCGAAAGAGACAUCUACCUCACACACACGCUCCGCCAGGCUGCACGCUGUGUGGAGGCUCCCCCUAAUGCCCAGAAAGUGCCUGCUGUGGUGGUGGGAGUGGUCGGGAUGGGUCAUGUCCCUGGAAUAGAAAGAAACUGGGACAAGCAGCUCAACAUUCAUGAGAUCAUGAGUGUUGCACCUCCAUCACGGUUCGGCCAGGUUUUAGUCACAGUCAUAAAGGGUGUCAUGAUAGGAAUGCUGGGAUAUGCUUGCUACCGCGCUGGAGGGGGUGUGGGUCGAGCCCUAAUGUCUGUACCUGCUGUCAAAUCAGUAAUGGAAAAUCUCCGGCCGCCCUCCGCUUGACCACGGUCCUCCUCCUAGCUCCUGCAUCCACGACACGACCCUUGAAAUAUGAAAACAAUGCAUCUAUCACCAAUGGCCUUAACUACAGGAGGUGAGGCUGGAGGAGAGGGUUCACCAGCCCAUGCUAUGAACUAACAAGGACCUCAGGGGGCCCGAGGGCCUCCCACCUCGUGUUGAUGUCCCAGCAGACACAGCGGGGUUGUACUGCCAAAGAAACCAUGACAGUACUCUUAGUUUCUAUCAUAUUUUGAGCAAAACCUGUAUUUUGUAAGGUUAACAAAUGCCAACAAUUCUUUUUUUUCAUAGAUUUACAUUUUCCCACCAUUCCUUUUUGUGACAAACAGUUUUUAAGAUGACUCAUGACUUUUUUUCUCGGCAUGAGUGAUUCCUUUGACAAGCACCAUCUUCAGGCUGUAAGAGGUAUCAUCAUCAGCCACCUGCCCUGAUGUGACUCUGAGCCAUUUUCUGAGGGGCACACUUUUCUAAUACCGUCUUGUUAGUCCUGUCUAGAUCCUGGCGCCAAGUCACCGACCCAAAAUCUGGUUAAUGGCCCAUUUCAAGUCCAGCACUUUAUAAGAGAUUAGGUAGAUUCUUGUACAUACAGUCUAUGAAAGGAAAAAGUAGUCAAGAGUAAAUUAUAAUAUACAAAGUCACAUCAAGAAAUAUUUAAAAAUGCAUAGUGUGAAUAACCUGUAAAAACCUUCAAUUUAUCCAACCAGUGCUGACUUGUGGUUAGAAAGCAUUUCAUGAUCCCGGCCAAUCCACACCAACACCUUUUUAAAAUGCAAGUGUCAAAAACGCAUGAGCAUGAAACAGAAAGUCAGUUUGUUUUUCUGUAAUUCUCGAAAAAAUCAACUUUUUAAAAUUCAUCAACACAGAUUAAUUGCUCUCCCAGCUGCACGGUCGUCCCCCGCAUCAACAGACAAGUGCCUCAUAUUGCAGUUCUAAGGGCUCACGGUGAAUUUAAUGGAAAAAUCCAGAAAAGGCAAAAAUUUGUGUAAUAUGCAUCUUACACAUGCUGCAACCAAAUGGUUAAUGCAAGUUCAUAAAAUCCUGUACUUCUGUUACAUUGAUAGAUAUUUUGAAUUAAUUAUUAUAAUGUAGGCCUGUUUUUAGUGUUUACUGUUGGCCUAAAUAUGGAUGUUUAGUACAUUUUCUGUUGAGUUGAAAUGGUAUCAUGACCCCGCCCAUAUUUUAUUAUUAGUCAUACAUUCAAUGGUAAUCUGAGGUGUGAUGGAUCGGCUAAACUGUGCCUCAGGGUGGAUGAUGCAUUAACUUUGAGAUUUGUACGUUUGAUUGUAUUUCCAUGAUGAGGCACCUUCAAAUCGCUCAGUAACGGUUCAUUCUGAAGACAAAAAUAUGCACCUUGUAAAGACAGCCAUCUAUUAAAAACCUCAACAUGGGAACAUCAACAUUUUAUGAUAUGUACCAUUAUGCAUUCUAAUCAUGUCCCAGUCUCUGAUUGUAAAAUGAGAUGGGCAGGGGGAGUCGUUUGGAUGAUGCAAAAUGGAGUUGGUUUGUGUCCCUCAACUAAGGAUCGACGUUGACCGUGAUACGUUUUCUCAAUGGAAAUUCCCAUUCAGGGAAGGAUGUUGUUGUGGACUUGUUUUAUCCAGAUGAAGGAGGAAGAUGAGGAGGAGGAGUGAGAUGGGUCAGGGUUGGGAGGUAAAGCCUUACACUGCUGUCACUGCUGCUGCCUUUGACCCUCAGAUUGCCUCCGUGGCUGAGGCUUGUUCUCAUUAAUGCUGAUCUUUGUCCCCAGUGCAUUGUGUGUUGUACAUGUAUGAACUCUGACAGGAUGAUAUCCCUGGGUUUUUGUCUCUAAUUUGGGAAGUGUUUUGCAUAGUACAGCAGUCUGAAUGAGAUAUUUCUGUGCAUACAAGGCUAUAAACCAUUACUGAUUUUGAAGGUGUUGAUUUUCAGACAUAAUUUCAAAUCUGAACUGAAUUGUGUGUGCAGUACUAUAAUCCUGUAAUCCUCUAGAGGUAUUUAUGGGAGAUAUUAAAUGAUAGUUUGAUUACUAGCUUACAUUUGUAAAAUGGAUCAGUGAGUUACUGGGAAUUUUAAUGAUUCAAACUGUGUGAUCUCACAAUUUCUUACAAAGAUAUUUAGCCUCAGUGCAAAGUAUCCAGCACAUGAAAUUACCCCUGUCUCGCAGCAGUAUUAUGCAGUCGAAAUCAACUAUUUCUGUUUCCCCACUUUUUUAAUUUCCCAAGGUGUGAUCUGUAUUUGAGUGUUGUCAAGAGGAAACUGUAUGAAUGCCUGUAUUUGUUGUCUCCAACAAGGUUUCCCCUUUAUCCUUUGGUAGUAUUGUCAUUAACAAACCAAACAUUGAAGCCUAAAUUAUAUAUUGAAUUAUACAACGUUUCAAGUAAAGAUAAACUAUAGUUGCCUAAGAUAA
Molecule: messenger RNA, 3592 nt
Organism: Myripristis murdjan (pinecone soldierfish)
Lineage: Eukaryota; Metazoa; Chordata; Actinopteri; Holocentriformes; Holocentridae
Gene: trabd
Product: TraB domain containing
Exons: 10
Coding region: 100-1191 (363 amino acids)
Source: RefSeq, a predicted model, not a curated record